Trichophyton benhamiae CBS 112371 is the source of this 981-nucleotide messenger RNA. RefSeq names its product cholestenol delta-isomerase, putative. The record is from RefSeq and is a predicted model, not a curated record. Gene Ontology annotation, biological process: sterol biosynthetic process. Gene Ontology annotation, molecular function: C-8 sterol isomerase activity; steroid Delta-isomerase activity; cholestenol delta-isomerase activity. Gene Ontology annotation, cellular component: endoplasmic reticulum; membrane. Lineage: Eukaryota; Fungi; Ascomycota; Eurotiomycetes; Onygenales; Arthrodermataceae. The coding region runs from base 1 to 981 and encodes 326 amino acids. The transcript has 4 exons.
AUGACCGCUGUUGUCUCGUCUCGUUGUCUGUGUCUCUUCAACAACUCAACCACGACACCAAUUCACCUUCACCGGGCAGAGGUCAACCGAGAAGAGCGAGAGACGAGAGACGAGAGAGCUGCCAUGGAGCCUGCACACCCAUACUACCCGCUAGACGCCAAAGUGGUCGGAUACCUGGCCAACGACUGGGACGUCCCGACACUGGUAUGCGCUUUUCUUGGAGGAUGGGGCGCGCUGCUUCUGCUGACACUGGCGGUGGUCUCUGUUGCUCGCCCCAGCCUGAAGAUGGGCGACAAGGUGGCCAUCCUGUGGUUUGUCCUGAAUUUGAGAGAUUUGGCUGCUAACAGUAGACCAGGCGGUAGCAUCCAUUUCUUCUUCGAGGGCUAUUUUGUGUAUAACCACACUCGAAUGGCACCGGCGCAGGACUUUUUUGGCCAGCUGUGGAAGGAAUACUCUCUCUCGGACUCGCGGUACCUCACCUCGGACCCGUUCGUGCUGUGCAUGGAGACCAUUACUGCGGUCUGCUGGGGCCCAUUGUGCUUCCUGCUCGCAUAUCUUAUUACCGUCGACCACCCUUUGCGCCAUUCCUUCCAGGUGAUUGUCUCCCUGGGUCAGAUAUACGGAGACAUCCUCUACUAUGCUACUAGCAUGUUCGACCACUACUUCCACCAGGUCAGCUACUGCCGGCCAGAGGGAUACUACUUUUGGUUUUACUAUUUCACUAUGAACGCCAUCUGGAUCGUUGUGCCUGCCUGUAAGUCGACUCCUACCAGCCUCUCAAGUAUCCAUACUGAUUGUGACAGACUACAUGUGCCAGAGCAUAGGCAUCAUUACCAAAUCGAUCCAGUACAUGAAGGCCGCUACCAUAAACCGCAAAACCCAGUGAUAUCUCCGUCUUCUACUAAAUCUUAUUUGAUGGACUUCACGACCAUCUUACGAGCACCAUGUUCAACAGACAUAUUCAGCCUCCUUCGCGAAUAG